CCAAAUUCAGCAAUCAAGCGCGAGAGACCGAGCAUCAUUCAUCGCGCAUCGAGAGACUGGCAUUCAAGAGCCUCGCUGCACACAAUGACAAGAGAGCCACACGUUGAUGCGAUAGACUUCCUGGGGUUGGAAGAAUUCCUGGUGCUGCUUAGAUAACGAAUUCUAGGGACCGAACGACGAUAAACCACCCUCAAAAUUUUAUCCCCCGGUUACUUUAUAAAGGGUUGCUUAAAGGCCUUUUCGGCAGUUCCUCCUAACAGUUCCACCAUGAGCUUCACCACUUUUCAGCAAACGGUGCUAGAGCGCCACAAUACGCUUCGGGCACGCCAUUCGGCUGCCCCACUUGAACUCGACGCAAAUCUGUGCAAUUUUGCACAACAGUGGGCGAAUGUUCUCGCAAGCAAGAAUGUAAUGCAGCAUCGAUCCAAUAAUAAGUAUGGAGAGAAUUUGUACGCAUCAUUCGGCAAUGCGAAUGUGACUGGCAACGAGGCAGUGGAUAGCUGGUACAAUGAAAUUAAGUACUACCGGUUCGGAGCAUCGCAACCAUCCAACUUUUCCCAAGUUGGCCACUUUACGCAGGUUGUUUGGAGAAACUCUCGACGCCUUGGUGUCGGUAUUGCUAAGCGAGGCACAAGCGUCUACGUUGUGUGUAACUACGAUCCGCCCGGCAACUUUGGGUCCCAAUAUCCUCAAAACGUAGUACCACGUAGCAGCUGAACAGUUCAUGAACCAUAGGAGACAAUAAAAUAUGAUGUCAGAUGCGAAUUUCUGGCAUUUUAAUUAAACCAAUAA
This is a messenger RNA of Anopheles aquasalis, 792 nucleotides long. RefSeq names its product Golgi-associated plant pathogenesis-related protein 1. The record is from RefSeq and is a predicted model, not a curated record. Gene Ontology annotation, cellular component: extracellular region. NCBI's taxonomy places the organism in Eukaryota, Metazoa, Arthropoda, Insecta, Diptera, Culicidae.